GUUGGCAAUAAAAAUGAAUUAUCUCUGAGUUUACCACAUAGUAUCACUACAUGGGUUAUUCAAGCUGUAUCUGUAUCACAAACACAUGGAAUAUGUGUUGCAGAGCCAAAGAAAGUAUUGUCCUUCAAAAAGAUUUUUCUUCAAUUGGAUCUUCCGUAUUCUGUUGUACGAAAUGAACAAGUUGAAAUUCCAGCCACUAUCUUUAACUAUGGUCACAAGAGAUUAUCUGUUAUUAUGUAUAUGUAUGGUGUGGAACACUUGUGUACAGGAACUAAAAAAGAUGAAAAAAGUGAGAGAAAAAGGCUGAUAGUUGAAGGUCAGUCAGCAGUGACUGCAACAUUUCCUGUUAUACCUUUAAAAGAAGGAGAGUUUGAUAUUAGAGUUGUUGCUCUCAGUGCUGAAGGAAGUGAUGCAAUUAUGCGAAAGCUGCAUGUUGUUCCAGAGGGGUAUCCUGAUGGAAUUGAUUUUUCUAUUAAACUAGAUCCUUCAAAUAUGCAACGCAGAAAGAGAAGAUUUGUUGGUAACAACAGAUAUACAGAUUCAAUAGAUGAGAGUCAAAAUCUGCAAGUCACAGCAAUAAAAUUACAUGUACCUCAAGAUUUUGUACCAGGAACAGAAAGCUGUGUAAUUACAGCCUUGGGGGAUCAGUUAGGACCUGCCGUUGAUACAACUAUUAAUAAUCCUGACAAAUUGCUGACAAAACCUCGUGGCUGUGGGGAGCAAAAUAUGAUGUUCUUGGCUCCAACUUUAUACACAAUGAGGUAUUUAAAAGUUAAAGGCAAAAUUACUCCAGAAGUUGAAGAAAAAGGUUAUGGUUAUAUACGUCAGGGUUAUGGUAAUCAGCUUGCAUUUAGGAAAGAAGAUGGAUCAUAUGCAGCUUAUCAGCACAAGCCAACCAGUACAUGGUUGACAGCCUUUGUUAUGAAAGUAUUUUGCCAAGCAAAUGAAUUGAUACAUAUUGAUGAAAAUGUGUUGUGCUCUGGCAUCAAGUGGCUUAUUGACGAUCAGCAACCUGAUGGAUCUUACAUUGAAAGCCAUCCUAUGUAUCAUCUUGACAUGAUGGGAGGUGUUCAAGGGAAAACACCAAUGACAGCUUUUGCUUUAAUAGCCUUAGAAGAAUGCAAGUGUGAUGCUGAGAAUCUACAUUUGGCUAAGAAAAAGGCGGUGGCUUUCUUAGAACAACAUCUUGGUGAGGUUAAUGAAGCACUUCCAGUGGCAAUUGUUGCUUAUGCCUUAGCUUUAGGUGAGAGUGAUUUAAAAGAUGCUGCACAUGACAAAUUACUAACUUUGGCAAUGCAUGAUGAAGAUGCAAACAUGUUGUAUUGGGAUACAGGAAAUCCUGCCAGAAAUAUUGAAGCUACAGCGUAUGGUCUCUUAAAUUUACUGCUUUUCAAUGAUAUGAUGAGAAGUGCUUCUAUUGUCAAUUGGCUGAAUUCUCAGCAAUUACAGUCAGGCUCUUUUCAGUCCACUCAGGAUACAGUUAUUGCUCUCCAGGCUCUCGCAGAAUAUGCUAUAAGAGCUCAGAUGCCUCCAAUCAAUUUAGUUUCAAAUAUUACAUCAAGCAACGAUAGGAAUUUCCAUAAGGUCCUGGCUUUCCAUGAGGGCAAUUCAAUGGUUUUGCAAGAUGUAGAAGUAAGAAAAAUAGGUGGCACUCUGUUCAUUAAUACAGCUGGACAUGGAGUUGGUUCAUUAUCUGUCAAACUGAGGUACAAUGUGAAUCGUCCACCAGAGCAGAUCUGCAAAUUUGAUGUGACUGUAAAUGUAACAGAAGCAACUGGAGAAGCCAAAGAAGCAGAUCCUCUUGAUCCACAGCUUGGUAAAUUAGAUCCCUUGGUUCCAUCAAACAAUGAUGUAUUUAAUCUUCUUGAAGCAGAUUUAAUUAGAGGCAUGGGUCAAGCUCUAGAUAAAGAUGAAGAUGCUGAGCCAGUCUUUGUAGGAGACCCACGAAAUAGGCAACCUGCUUCUCUUGUUGCAGCAGUUCCAGAAAAAGAAAUUCGAGUCAAAAGAGAAAAUGCUGCUGCAAACAGUAAACUGAUAUAUAAGAUUUCAAUAUGUGCUAGGUACUUGGGUGACAAAACUGCAGAAAUGAGUAUAGUAGAUGUUGGAUUAUUUUCUGGAUUUGAGCCAGAAGAACGAGACCUUGAAUUGUUGCAGAACAGUGCAGAUGGUAUGAUUCAAAGAUAUGAGAAGAGUAAGAGAGGAAUAGUAUUUUAUUUACAGACGGUUCCUAGAGAUAACAAAUACUGCUUCAGCUUCCAUGUUACUAGACAGUUUACUGUAGGAGGUACCCAAGCAAGUGUUAUAAAAGUGUAUGAUUACUAUAGUCCAGGUUAUUCAUGCACAGUAUUCUACAGCCCUGCAAGUAACAGUCCUCUGCUGCAUACAAUAUGUGAAGGUGGAAUUUGUCAGUGUGCUGAAGGUGGCUGUCCUCCAAACGAGCCAUUUGAAGAAAUUAGAAAAAUCCAUUCACUUUUUGACAGACGAGAGAAACUGCUCGAUGCUGCCUGUGAGAAUUACCAUUAUGUGUGGAAAGGCAAAGUACUGGAAAAUACAAAGAAAGCGGGCAUAUUUUUGAAUAUUACAUUUUUUAUAGAGAAAGUAAUUAAAGAAGGUACAGAAAAAGCUGAACUUAUAGAAGGAGAAACUAGAACUUUACUUCUGAGAGACACCUGUGCAUCUUCUGAACCUUUCCCUAAUUCUGAAUAUCUUAUUAUGGGCAAAGAUGGGCAAAAGUACAAAGAUGAUAAUGACCAAAUAUGGCACAGAUAUAUGCUUGACAAGAAUAGUGUUAUUUAUUUGUGGAAUUCACUUAGUAAGGCACAGUAUCCUGUUUUGCAACGGGAUUUGAAUCAUGUUACUAGAAAAUUAGAGAAAAAUGGUUGUAAUGGAUAAUUUAAUCAUGUAAUAUACUUUGCUCAUGUCUAGAACCAUAUAUAACUUUAUGAAGAGCUGUUAUGCAUUUUCCUUGCUUAUCUGUUGUAAAGAAAUUAGUUUUAAAUUUAAUUUGAUGUAUUAGGAGUAAAUUUAAAUUUGCAGUGUAUCAUGGUAUGAAAUUUUAACACUUUUUCAAAUGAAAUAAUUAAGUUUCUUGAGAUCUUAAUGUUAAAACAGUGUAUUUAAAUUUUAGAAUAAUUAAAUGCUUUAUUAAACUGCAGCAGUAGAAUUUCAGCCAAAAUAAAAUAAGAUACAUUUUCGUUUGUCUUGUCUUAAAUAAAA
This is a messenger RNA of Stegodyphus dumicola, 3216 nucleotides long. RefSeq names its product A.superbus venom factor 1-like. Gene Ontology annotation, cellular component: extracellular region. Lineage: Eukaryota; Metazoa; Arthropoda; Arachnida; Araneae; Eresidae. Gene Ontology annotation, molecular function: endopeptidase inhibitor activity; protein binding. The record is from RefSeq and is a predicted model, not a curated record.